CAUGUUGUUUGUACACUGUACCCAGCUGCUGGACUAUUCCAACUCCUCUCAGCAGAGAAAACACGGGGACUUUCUCUCUCUCUUUCUCUUUUUUCUUUGCUAUUUUCCUAACUCCGCUUUUUCUUUUUCUCCACUUGUGUUACUGCUGUUUCCGUUUCUCCCUUAACCGAGAACUUUUUUUCACUACAGUCACUAGCUUUUCAAAGCUUUAUUUUAGCGAUAUAAAUACAAAUAUAAUAUAAAUACAUAAAAAAUUGAUAUCCAGGAUUUUAGAUAUAUGCAAAUGAGAAGACGUAAAAGAUGGAGCUGCAUAUUUUAGAGCACAGUUUAAAAGUAGCUAGCAUAGCAAAAGAAGGGAUCCAGUUUUUCACACACGGAUUAAUCAAACUCGCCUUCCUGCCCUCCAAAACAAGGUGUAAAUUCUUCACUCUGACAGAAACACCGGAGGACUAUACCAUUAUUGUGGAUGAAGAGGGGUUUAAAGAGCUGCCUGUGUCCGAGUUUCUGAGUGUGGCUGAGGCAACAUGGCUUGCACUGAACGUGGUCUCGGGGGGUGGGAGUUCCUCCAGCAACCAGCCAAUCGGAGUCACCAAAAUUGCCAAGUCAGUUAUCGCACCGCUGGCUGAUCACAACAUCUCUGUUUUCAUGCUCUCCACCUACCAGACCGACUUCAUCCUGGUGCGAGAGAGGGACCUGCCCCUCGUGAUGCACACACUCUCCUCAGAGUUCACUCUCCUGAGGGUCGUCAAUGGUGAGGCGGUGGCAGCCAACAGUCUUGGGAUGACCAAUGGUUUUGUCAAGCCCAAACUCGUCCAGAGGCCUGUGAUCCACCCCCUAUCCAGCCCCAGCAACAUGUUCUGUGUGACCAGCCUGGAUCCAGACACCCUGCCCUCCGUCGCCACGAUUCUAAUGGACGUCAUGUUCUACUCCUCCGGGGUGAAGGAGUCUGCAGCACCCAGUGACGAUUUGGAGUACAUCAGGUUCUUCUCCUUCUCUCUGAUUGAAGGCUACGUCUCCUUGGUGAUGGAUGAGGAGACACAGAAGAGGUUCCCCCUUAACGUGCUCUUCACCAGCGCCUCCGGAGAGCUCUGGAAGAUGGUGAGGAUCGGAGGGCAGCCGCUGGGCUUCGAUGAGUGUGGGAUCGUGGCUCAGAUAUCUGAAUCCCUGGCUGCUGCUGACAUUCCUGCCUACUACAUCAGCACCUUCAAAUUCGACCAUGCUCUUGUUCCAGAAGAGAACAUCCAGAGUGUGAUUGGAGCCUUGAGGACCAACAAGGGAGGGGGGCAGUGACGGAAGGGAUUGGUAUUCGGGGUCCCCCUCUUCCCAAAAUACCCCCCACCUCACACAGCCGCAGCUUUGUGUCCAGAGUACUCGAAGUGCCAGGAUCGGACAGAGGGCUGCCAUCGAGAAAAAACUAAACAGUGGAGUGGAGGAAAGACCCUCUCCUUCUCUUGCCUCCCCUCGCAAGGACUGUGCCAACCCACCACCUUGUUCCAAAGCUAGCAUUACUAUAGUGUUUUUUUCUCUCUCUGGCCUCGCAUAGUUUCCAUGGCAAGGAACCAAAUUGAUUAAUUAUUCAUUCUCCUAUUGGGGAAUGGAGGUUAGGAAAAUAAUUAUUAGCUGAAAAUGCCUUGUUUUGUUUUCUGAUGUUUGCUCCCUCCUGGCCUAUAUAUAUCGGGGGACAGUACAGAGAAGAUAGACAGAGGCUUUAGGCCCGCACUUUCACACAAGGCUGGAAGCCUGCACUACAAAAGACAAAAAUAAAAUGAGCCACUGACUGAACUGCUAACCACACACAGAACUCAGACUUGUCAAACAGACAUUGAUUUUGGAGGAAUCUAGGAUAUAGAAAAUAUAAUGGGGCAGAUAUGCACUGAUUUAAAACAAAACUUAGGCCUUGUUCACACUGGACUUGUUAUAGUCUGUUUGGAUUCGUAGAAUCAUGAUUGCUGGUAAUAUCUAGAAGUUAACAUUCUGAAUUUGUUUGGGGGUUAAGCAGUUCAUUAUAUUUUUUCUCUGUGAAGACGUGGCUCCUCACCAGCCACCAUUCGAAACCAUAUCUUGUUGAGCAGAGAGAAAAAAAAACAGAGAAUAGGUUACUUAUGGUAUGGAGUGGAAUGGUUGCCAAGCCAUGUUGUUGAUGCUUAGGUAUUGAGAUCAAUCAGCUGCUAGGAACUAGCAUUGAAGGGCCAAAUACCCUCCUCUCGUUUGUAAAUUAUGCUCUUAUGUUCUCUUUACACUGGUUUUUAGUAGGUAAAUCAGAAAUAGUUCUAGGAGAAAACUGGACCAGCUCUUUAAUGGUACCAGUUGGGUUUGACCAUUUGAAACCAACAAACAAACCUGGUGUGAACAAAUCUACACCUUCCCGAUAGCACUUCCCUCCACAAAAGUGACAAAUAUAAUUUCUAUUAGGAGCGUGCCGAUACUGUUUCAGAGUAAUCCCAUUUUAGAUUUUUUUUUUUUGUUAAAUGAAACCAAACAAACCUAUAUGAAAAUAAAAAUAUUUUGCAAAGCCAGCAAAUGUAACUGGCAUGUCAUACCCGCUAGUUUGAUCACAGCGGGUUCUAUAUUAAAUCACACUGUCAUAAUGUUACUGAUUGGUACCCCGCUACUGCGUAACCCCUGAAAGGCUUUGUUCCUUGUUGAGUAAAUGACACAUUGUAUUAUCUAACAACUUAAAACGAAUAACAGAGUAUCUGCACAGCCCUGAUCUACAUGCUCCUCUACCAAGUGUUUCUCUCACCUCUGCAAUGUGUUCACCAGCACAUUACCAGUCUUAUGAAAAACACAUAUAGAAUGCAUUCGGAAAAGUAAUUGAGAAACAGUGUUGCUGCUAGAUUCUGAAUGUAUGGUUUUAGCUACUUUAUAAAACAUUGUAAGGGGUUCAUUUUGUACACUGCCCUGUCAAACUAUAUCAAACCAGCUUGUACUAUUUGAAUUUUUUUAAAGUGUUUAACUAGAGGUGUGAAGAAUGAUUCAAUCCUGAAGGAACCCAUGUAAUGAAAAACGCAUAAACUUGUGCCAAACAAAAAUUAUAAAUAAAUUCUGCUUUACUGUUUGCCAGUUAAUUACAACUA
Messenger RNA from Acipenser ruthenus (sterlet), 3077 nucleotides. Its product is annotated as cytosolic arginine sensor for mTORC1 subunit 2-like. NCBI's taxonomy places the organism in Eukaryota, Metazoa, Chordata, Actinopteri, Acipenseriformes, Acipenseridae. The record is from RefSeq and is a predicted model, not a curated record. Bases 301 to 1290 code for a protein of 329 amino acids. The transcript has 9 exons. Gene Ontology annotation, cellular component: cytosol. Gene Ontology annotation, biological process: negative regulation of TORC1 signaling; cellular response to L-arginine.